AGAAGCCGAAGUAUAAUUAAUAAUACCGUGCCGACAUAUGGAUACCAAUUACAGAGCGAAUAUCGCAAAGUGGCUGCCGCUUUCCGGCGGUGCUCUCGACAAAUGGCUUGUAGACGCCUCUCUUCUGGACGAGAAAAUGGGAAAGCUCGCUGGUUGCAUAGCUUUAGUCAUCGAGGACUUUGCGGAUAUUCGGGCUUGCGAUCUGGAGGUAUUCGAAGAAGCGAUAGACAGCUUGGAGGAAUUAAUGGAGAGUUACAAAUCAACGAGCAGCCCGGGAGACUUGGGCACCCAUCCGAUAUAUAGAUACAAGAUGAAUCAUCUAUCGAUGGUGCUGAAACGCAAACUCAACGUGGUCGCGAAGUUCACCCGUAAUUUAAUCAUUGAUAUCGUUGAUUGCAAAAACGAAGAGAUUAUUCGAACAGUGUUCAGAUUGGUAAAUGUUUAUAAUAGCAUACUCGAUAUUGAUCGGAACGUAUUGAAUUCGUCUGUCAAUGUCUUCUACAAUGACUGCCCGUACAUGCUGGAGCCAUUGAAGAAAAUCUCCGUGACCAAAGUACUGCAGAUAUUAGCGAAGAACAGAGCGGAGGAAUCCUGUCAUGAGCUCAUCGAUUGUCUUUUGGCGAACUACGAGCCUCGUGAGAAAACUGAGUCUACGUCUGCGACAAACGACGUUGAUGUUUCGGAAAAUUCCAGCAUUGAGAUUUACCGCGCUCUUACGAGGCACCUAACUCCGCCAAUCGCGAGCGCUACAUCUACGUCCGAAGUGGAAAUAUCCAAUAUCGAGAGUGUGCAGACGCUUGUGAACACGCAAAAUGAGCAGAUCCUCAGACUUUUAAAUGUCGUACAGGAGGUUUCACCACAAUUACUUGGCGUGGAUGCUUUGAAAACUAGCAAAGGUGAGACGAGGUUGAGAAGCAGCGCAAUAAAGAAAGUGAAGAACUAUUAUCAGGAGGUUGCAUGGGGAGCCUUGUCCGGUAUUUUAGAUCAUGUAAUAUUAUGGUGGUCCCGAGAAGCUCUCGCGACCCAUCACAGCCACGGCGCGCAGCAUCUGAAGGAUUGGUUACGGCAGUUCAUUCAGGGAAAUGAAAUUCCAUCCACAGUCAGACCGGCGCUGCAGAACUUGUGCGACGCGCUCGGUUACCACACAACCAUCACCGCUUGGGACCAGCAGUUUAGAUUAGCCUACACCUCGGCUUUCGAGUGCCAUUCGAGACCGUCGACCACAGAGGGAACCGACACGGGUCAGAUGUUCGUCGAAUUAUUUCAGCUGCUGGUCACUCUCAGCAACGAAUGCGAGGUAGGCGGCGAAUGGGUAGUAGGAGCGCCCUUGGUAGAACUGCCGUUGUCGGAGCAGAUUGUUGUACUACAUAGGAUGGACCACUCGGUACAUACUGCAAGGUUGUGGGCCAUUCAAGAAACUAAGACCGUAGCGCACACUUGGGACCUGGACGUGUUCUUUCUCCUGGUGAAGGGUGACGUAGCAAAUUGCCUCGAAGAGCUAUCUUAUCUCAAGCUCGCUGAUCAUACGACCGCGUUGGAGUCCACAGAUUCCAUCAGUGUCCAAGUGUACGUGUGCACAAAGAUGAGGGCGAAGAUCGUUUCUGAAGUCAAGGCGAAUGUUGAAUUGCUACAGAUCUGCUCAGCUCAAUGCAUCGAUACGCUCGCUAAGAUCUGCCGUGUGGUCAGCCUUGCGAAUCUGCAUAUGUGUUUCCCACGAUCGGAUUACUGGAGGAGGAGUAGCAGCGUGGCUCCAGUGGCAGCCAGUCUUUACGUGGAGACAUACUUCGAAAAGGUGUUACUGCCGGUGUUGGAGGUGACAGAGGAUCAUGAAACGUCGAAUAUGAUUCUGCGAAUAAUGUGCGAAGCGUGGCUCGAUUACAUUUACCUGCAUCGCAUUAAGUUCAGCGAGUACGGUGCGCUGCAGCUGUUGACAGAUUUUGCGUACGUAUCGACAUGGGUCACUGAGUGUUCGAUCAUAUCGCAGAACAUCAGAAAUCACUUGCUGAAGAACGAGGUCUUGCGCCGUUGCGAGGGUGUCGGCCGGCUUCUUUUGAGGCAUCCGGGUGAAGCGAUCGCUAUGCACAAACGAUUGGCUCGUAGGACGAACGAACGAGGGUCGCCGGAAUCUCCAGGUCUAGAACGUAUGCCUGCUGAAAUGUACGUUCCAAAUCAAGAACAGUGGCUUGAGUUGCGCGCUUCUAAACGAUACAACUUCUGUUGUACGGAAUAAAAAAAAAUAAAUGAACGAUGAACCGCCAGUCGGACAUUUGAUCGUUGCAUUUUUUUCUCGAAUGAGCAACUUUAAAAUAAACUAAAAUCCUUUGUACUUUAAGUUAUAUAAAUCAUUAUCAAUACUAUCAUUUAAAUUACUGCUAUUGUAUCACUAAUUAAAUUAUUAUUAUUACUAUUGAUUAACGAGAAUAAAUCGAUCUGAUAAUUGGAGCUACGACAAAUACAAAUGUAGCUGAGAAUCAAACAAAAAUGUCCGCGCACGAAACGACUUUUCGUUGUCAAUGUAGAUUUACGUUCUCGAGAAGCCCGGCAAACAGACGGAAGCCCUUUCGCGAUCCAAUGACAUAUCGCGUUACUUAGCUAUAAGAUGUGGCGACAAAAUCAACGCAAUGACUAUGCACCGACCGUCAACCCCGGUAGUCAAACGUUGGCGUUCAUCAUUCACGCUACAACGUCUUAGCAAUUAAUGUCGCAGACAAUCAAACAAUACAAAAUCUUAUUCUCUGAUGUGACAACAAGUGCCUGCUAAACAUAUAACACACAUAUAAUACAAUAUAUAUAUAACAAGCAUAAUUAACAAUUAAUUUUAUAUUAAAUCGCUUGGGAGAUACCUGUGUGUGAUUUUAAACUAUAACUCUUAUAUAUAUAAAUCAUAUAUUAAAUUAUUAACUAUUCCAAUUGACACCUUGUUUUAUCAGGAAGUGUUUCAUUCACGAGUGACGCAUUUUCGUGCGCGCUGGAUAAUGUACUAUAUGAUUUUUACGAGUCACCAGCGGCGCAGAUUCGCGAUCUGUGGCGCGCUUUACCUCCGUGUUGUCACCGCAAAAUAAAAUUCUUCCGAGCAACUCAUGUUUCAUUCUUGGCUGUCGAUUCUCGAUUCACCUUAUAUAACCGGUUAGGUGGCCUAUGAGAGUGUGCGAACAAGCGUAAUCCACAACGUCAGUAUGCCCAAGGGCUGAAGACAUGGUUUAUUCUUCCCGCUUUAUACACGCUUUAUACAUGAAUAGAAAAGUUAAACAUAUUUAACGCAUCGAAGACGAAAAAGUACAUCUAAGUAAAAGUGCCGUGUUUAAGUGUUUAUCUAAGAUUCUCGAAGAACUUCCUUUAAGGGAAAGUAACGUCUGAAAGUGGUGUAUUAUAAUCGAGACAGCAAUUAACAGUCUGUGACAAAUGUGGAAAGGCUCGAGUACUUUAUUGAUCUCUCGUAUGAAUCAUAUAACGUAAGGCCGGAUUGAAUUAUCGAGAGAGUGAGAGAGAAUGAGGAGUACUGCCGCAGUUUCACUUGCCUGAAUCGCCAGAGACAAGAAUAUCUGUGUACCGUGGUGUACGUACUUUUUGCAUCUCCACUUCUGUGUGACAAAAA
Harpegnathos saltator (Jerdon's jumping ant) is the source of this 3595-nucleotide messenger RNA. Its product is annotated as coiled-coil domain-containing protein 142. The transcript has 14 exons. Bases 38 to 2230 code for a protein of 730 amino acids. The record is from RefSeq and is a predicted model, not a curated record. NCBI's taxonomy places the organism in Eukaryota, Metazoa, Arthropoda, Insecta, Hymenoptera, Formicidae.